CUAUACAGGAUUUUAUUGCGGACUUCAUCUGGUCCACGGACCACAGGUUGGAGCACUAACGUCCCAGGAAGAAAAACAUUGGACAUCAGCCGGUCUGUCCCUCCUCGGUCCAGCUGGUGGAGCUGUUGUUAUCAGGAUGUAGACUGUGAACAGUGUCGGUCCAGUCGGUGUUGGGCUGCAGCUGUGGGAAGAAGUUGUGCAACCAGUAAAACCACCGCGGGGUGAAGUGAAGAAAUCCAAACUCGUCACAUGAGAUUUCCCGGAACUUCUCCUACGGUGGUGCUUCACUGAAACUUCAUCUUCUGCUGGUGAGACCGACGCCGAGCUGAAAGCCUGAACCCCCUCACACUUCAUGCCGGACCUGAGUUGGUGCUGAGUGUCAUUAUGAGAUGUUGUCUCCAAGCGCCUCCUUCGUGCAAAUCAAGUUUGAUGAUAUCCACUUCUACGAGAACUGCGGCGGCGGCAGCUUUGGAAGUGUGUACCGAGCCAGGUGGAUCUCCCAGGACAAAGAGGUGGCAGUGAAAAAGCUGCUCAAGAUUGAAAACGAGGCUGAAAUCCUCAGCGUCCUCAGUCACCGUAACAUCAUCCAGUUUUAUGGCGCAAUCGUUGAGGCUCCCAACUAUGGAAUCGUCACUGAGUAUGCAAGUGGCGGAUCGUUGUAUGAUUACCUGUCCAGUGAUGAGAGUGAGGAAAUGAACAUGGGACAGAUCAUGACGUGGGCUGCAGAGAUUGCCAGAGGAAUGCACUAUUUACAUUCGGAGGCCCCUGUUAAGGUGAUCCACAGAGACUUAAAGUCCAGGAAUGUUGUUGUGGCAGCAGACAAGGUUUUAAAGAUCUGUGAUUUUGGGGCAUCUAAGUUCCUGACCCACACAACGCACAUGUCCUUGGUGGGCACGUUUCCCUGGAUGGCUCCGGAGGUGAUCCAGAGCCUCCCUGUGUCUGAGACUUGUGACACUUUCUCCUAUGGUGUGGUGCUUUGGGAAAUGCUCACCCGUGAGAUCCCCUUCAAAGGCCUGGAAGGUUUACAAGUGGCCUGGCUCGUGGUGGAAAAAAACGAGAGGUUAACCAUCCCCAGUGGCUGUCCUGUCAGCUUUGCUGAGCUGUUGAGGAGCUGCUGGGCAAUUGAGCCAAAAGUACGGCCACUGUUCAAGCAGAUCCUCUCUACUUUGGAGUCCAUGUGUAACGACAGCCAACUUCCUCAACAGUGCAACUCUUUCCUUCAUAACAAGGCUGAAUGGAGGUGUGAGAUUGAGGCCACACUCGAGAGACUUAAGAAGCUGGAGAGAGACCUGAGCACCAAAGAGCAGGAGCUGAAGGAGCGAGAGCGUCGUCUAAAGAUGUGGGAGCGCAAACUCAUCGAACAGUCCAACAGCCCGCUCUUCUUACCUGUGGCAAAAAAGAUAAGUGCUAAGUCGUUCUAUCAGUGUAAGACGGAGGAAUCAAACAGUUCAGAGAUGUCAUGUCAGAUCACAACCUCCGGUAACGAUGAGGUGAAUCUGCAGUCCAUGAUGAAAGGCUUUGAGGACAUGUUUCCGUUGGACUUUGGCCGGCCUGUCCUGCACUCGGGCAUGCAGGUCAACAUGCAGGCCAGGCAGAACUCCUCCAUGUCGAGCUGUGUCAGAGAAGGGCACAAAAUCAACAUGACUCUGGGGAUGGGACACUUCGCUAGCUCUGACGACAGUGAAUAAAGCUCCCUGACGUUCUGUGUCGCCACAGCUGUUGAAUACUGUGAUCUCACCUAAUGAAUUAUUGGUGUUGUGGAAGCACAAUUUUCUUUAUGAAUUGCUUGUUAAGUCAUGUUGAUUAUUUUGUCAUUUCAAUAAUCUUUAUUUGUCCCUAAAAAACACAUCUUUGACAUAUUAUUUCUUUAUCCAAGUUAUAUUCAUGAUGUACUUUCAGAAAAGAAACAUCUUAGAAUAUAUUUGUACCCUUCCACCUAUGGAUAUUAUAGAUGUCAUUUACUGUAUGCCUAAUGUACCGGAUGUAUAGUGCCAUGCUGUGCGGAAAAGAGCCACGUGAGCCACUUGCUUAGAGAAGGCCAGGCUUUUAUGAUGAAGUGACAUUUUGCUGACAUUAAGAUUGGCCAAUUUGUUCUGGAUGUGGUGGAGUGCAGUUGUUGAGACGCAGUCUCUUACCAGGAUGAGAAAGUACAUGUUUUUUCCUCUGACUGACCCAGGUUCAAAACAGCAGGAGAGGAACAUUACUGCGCGGCUUUCCGCUUCAUUCGCUCAUUUUACCCUUUACUUUUCAAGAGGCCCAGGAACAUCAAAAUUAUUAUUAAUUAUAAAAAUAAUAACGAUUUCUGCAUGAGAGGCCUCAAUCAGAAGUCACAGAAGUUAGCAAAGAAGUCAUUAUAUUGAUUUUAAUAUAAUAAUUUCCCUCUAUAGACACAUUUAAAUACACUAUCAUGGCAUAUGAUCUACCUGAAUAUUAGCCUCAAGACCUGCACUUUACAGUACAGCAAAUUGUAUUAGCAUUAGUGUUCAGUUAGGUAUUAUGCUUCAUCUGGGGGAAGGACAUGCUUCCCUGAGCAUAGCCCAUUAAAUUGUCCCCUUCGCUUGUUAUCAUCAGUCAGUCUCAUGAGGAUGUAAUCCUCUGUAUUCCUGUGUUGUUGCUUGUUAGUUUCCUGCCACGAGCUAAUAUUCCUAUUCAAACAUGUGCCCGUGCCAUCAAGCCCUAUGCGUGCUAGACUAAACAUAACAAUUAACACAGACUCUUAUUUACAUAUCCCCGUGUGAAAUCCAGACACUUAGGUCACCCCGAAACACUCCAAGCUUCCACAUUUGUUAGUCAUCUCCUCGAGCUUCCAGCAAAGUCAGAAGACUAGCAGCUUUUUUUUUUUUUGAUGUGACUUAUUUUCCUGCAUCCUUCACGAUUUUGACAAUAAAUCAGUUUCGUUCAACUCUUCUCUGCCAAUCUGUCUGUCUUAGAUUGAUUUUAUUACUUUACAUAUGUGAACAAACAGUGAAAUGUUUUGUAAAUUAUGUUGUAUUACUACCAGAACUUUUGUGGUAGAAGACAGAACAGAGCUUGGUUGAAACCCUUUGAAUAAGAUUGUAAACUAUAUUGCUUCACUAAGCAGACACUUUCUAACUCAUGGUCUUGUUACCCAUCAUGCUUGUUAGUCCACAUGGGGGCAGAAUUGUGUGAACUAAACCCAACACACAUAUCAUGAAAGACACAAACUAUGAGCUGCAUUUUGACUUUGAGAUCUAGGUACCUUUGUCAACAGCAUGUCACGGAUCUUGAUAAAAGAAAAAGAGGUGGCAGCACAUUUGUGAAACAUGCUGCUUUGAAAAGUGAUGCUAAGUCACUCCACUGAGACUUUGGCAGUGGCAGAGUUUUUCUCAAUCUGUUUACUUCCGAGCGGCAGCACUGGAGGAGGCGGAAAACGCUGCAGGGCUGAGUGGCUUUAUGAGGCGGCGGGCUGCACUGAAAUGUAUGGCAGCGACUGUCUAUUGAGACCGGCAUUCAGUUCAUAAUCUGAGCUGUUAUCAGACGUCGUGGGAAGAAGCACAGUGAAUGGGGAUUACUCAUUCAUUUAGUCAUCUUUCCUCCAAUUUUCCAUUGCAUUAUUUCUGUCAUUACACACACCAGUCUCGUGAGCACAAUGAUGAAAUCUUUAUUUUGGCUGGCAAGUUUCUGCCUGAUUACAUUUAAUGAGCAAUAAAUGAUUUACCAUUGGAAUAGAUCACGUUAGAUCAGUCAAGAUGGACAUUUCGGUUUGAUAUACACCAUUAGAGGCAAGUUGUCUUAACCGCACAGCACAAUAACCAGAAAAGUAACGGCUUUGAAGACGUGGAAAACAUUGCUAUUUUCCAUUUUAAUAACAUUUACUUAAGUCUGGUGAAGAUCUGUUUCAUAAAUACACGUUUCAUACUGCCUGUUUCCAUCCAUAUUCUAGUGCUGUUAUUCCUAUUUGUCUUCUGUUUG
Larimichthys crocea (large yellow croaker) is the source of this 3933-nucleotide messenger RNA. It is a transcript of the gene map3k20a, whose product is annotated as mitogen-activated protein kinase kinase kinase 20a. Gene Ontology annotation, biological process: protein phosphorylation. Gene Ontology annotation, cellular component: cytoplasm. The transcript has 12 exons. Bases 390 to 1688 code for a protein of 432 amino acids. The record is from RefSeq and is a predicted model, not a curated record. Gene Ontology annotation, molecular function: protein binding; MAP kinase kinase kinase activity; ATP binding. Lineage: Eukaryota; Metazoa; Chordata; Actinopteri; Sciaenidae.